AACAACUUUAGGCUUAGCCCAAGCCCAAUUUCAUCUAAUUGAAAAACAAACAAAUGACCCUGCAUUAGAAUCUUACUGCCUAACCAAGUAGAACUACCAACCGCCCUAAUUUGCAUUCUCUCUCAGGCGAUCUCCUCUUCAACAAUCAAAUUUAGUUGUUAUUCUCCAAAGUGGCUGAGUGGGAAUAGAAGACGAUGGAAGAAGAGUUAACGGAUUUGCUUUUGGAGGCUGCUGGUAGAACGAAUACCGGUGGAAGGAAUCGUCCACCUUCAUCAUCUAGAAGACAUCACAAGAGUUCAUAUUCCGACGAUGGAAGUGAUUCAAGGGACGAUGACUCUGAUGAUGAUCGUGGCUAUUCGGGUCGAAAACCUUCUGGUUCACAAGUUCCUCUCAAGAAGAGAUUGGACCAUCCGGAAAGAGAUGAUGAUCAUAGCAGUCAUGGAGAAGGUGAUGAUGGAGAUGGUUAUGGUGAUGGGCGCGAUAGUGAUGAUGAUUCUAUUGGAAGUGAUCUUUAUAAGGAUGAUGAAGACCGGCAAAAACUUGCUCAGAUGACGGAACUGGAUAGAGAAAUGAUAUUGACUGAGCGUGCAGCGAAGAAAUCUGAUAGGAGUCUGCAUGACAAAAUUAUUAAGGAUAGGAACCCGCCCAGGAAACAAAGUUCACCGCCUUCACAUUCUCGUGUUGGCAUGCGCUCAUCAACAAGAGCUUUGGAUAGGGCAGCUGAUAGAGAUGAUGCAUUGAAUGAGAUACGAGCAAAACAAGCAAAACGAGCGAGACAGCAGGAUCCGGAGAGUCAAUGGAAACUUAGAGAUGCAGAUCGAAGAGGUUCUGGAAGCAGGGGUUAUUCGCCAAUCAAACGUAGAAGCUUUACAGCUGCAACCCUAGGUAGUAGUCCUACCAGGGGAGAAAGUGAUUCACAUAGUAAUGAGGGAGAUUCAUCAGCUGAUGAUGGAAUGGAUGACAGUGAUGAUGACAAGGAAUCACCGGAGUCACAGUUGCCAACGUUUGAGGAUAUAAAAGAAAUCUCCAUUCGCCGAUCAAAACUGGCAAAAUGGUUUAUGGAGCCCUUCUUUGAUGAGUUAAUUGUGGGUUGCUUCGUAAGAGUUGGCAUUGGGAGGUCAAGGUCUGGUCCUAUCUAUAGGCUUUGUAUGGUCCGCAAUGUUGAUUCUUCAGAUCCUAAUCGACAGUACAAGCUAGAAAAUAAAACCACAUCAAAAUAUCUAAAUGUUGUUUGGGGCAAUGAAAGCUCUGCUGCUAGGUGGCAGAUGGCUAUGGUUUCAGACUCGGCUCCUCUGAGGGAUGAGUUUGAUCAGUGGGUAAGGGAAGUAGAACGAAGUGGUGGUCGUAUGCCCAGUAAACAGGAUGUGUUGGAAAAAAAAGAGGCCAUACAGAAAUCUAGCACAUUUGUUUACUCUGCUGACACUGUAAAGCAGAUGUUGCAGCAGAAAAAGUCUGCAACAUGGAGGCCACUUAAUAUUGCUGCUGAGAAGGAUCGUUUAAGAAGGGAGAUGGAAGUGGCCAAAAUGAAGAAUGAUGAAGCAGAGGCGGAGAGGAUUAAGGCAAGACUGGAGGAACUGGAGGCUAGCAGGAAAGUUCAAGAGAAAGAUGACAAGGCCAAAAGGCUGGCUGAGAUGAACCGGAAGAACAGGGUCGAGAAUUUCAAAAAUGCAUCAGAAGUCAGACCAAAGAAUCAAUUGUUAAAGGCUGGUGAGGCUGGGUAUGAUCCUUUCUCUAGAAGGUGGACUAGGUCUACGAAUUAUUUUUCAAAAAAUGCUAAUGAAGCAGUAGAAGGUGCAUCAAAUGGUGAACCUGCUGCUGCAUUGACAGCUACUGAAGCUGGUGGAACUGCUGAGGGGGGAAUGGCAGCUACAGCAGCAGCCUUGCAGGCUGCAGCGGGCGCUGGAAAGUUGGUGGACACAAAUGCUCCGGUAGAUCAAGGAACAGAAUCAAACACACUGCAUGAUUUCGAUCUGCCUAUCUCGUUGACUGUGCUUCAGAAGUUUGGAGGGGCUCAAGGAGGCCAAGCAGGAUUUAUGGCUCGAAAACAGAGGAUAGAAGCAACUGUUGGAUGUAGAGUUCCUGAGAAUGACGGGAGAAGGCAUGUACUAACUUUGAGUGUUAGUGAUUACAAGAGAAGGAGAGGGCUCCUUUGAGAUGUACUGCUGUUAACUCUGAUCUGUUUCGUCCAAGUAUGAGCUGUUCUAUGCUUUUUGUUGUUAAGCCAAAUGGGGUGUCCUUCCUUUGGAUUGUUAUUACUGGGAAUUCAUUUACAAACUGUGAAACUAAAGUGGGUAUGUUGUU
Molecule: messenger RNA, 2301 nt
Organism: Lycium barbarum (goji berry)
Lineage: Eukaryota; Viridiplantae; Streptophyta; Magnoliopsida; Solanales; Solanaceae
Product: protein RTF1 homolog
Exons: 2
Coding region: 195-2153 (652 amino acids)
Cellular component (GO): Cdc73/Paf1 complex
Molecular function (GO): DNA binding; RNA polymerase II C-terminal domain phosphoserine binding
Source: RefSeq, a predicted model, not a curated record